CAGAGCGGACGUCCCCAGUGAGGGACGGGUGUCAGGUCAGGUCAGGUCAGGUCGGUCCCACUCGGGACGGCGCUAUGGUGGCGGAACAGUCGGAUGAGGCCGAGGCCAGUCCGACGCGAUCAGUGGUCACUUCGCUCGUGUACGUUUCGCUGCUGCUGGACAACGUCCUCUUAUCGGCCGUCGUGCCGAUGAUGCCGGCGUUCCUGUCGGAGCUGAGCGGCGCGCCUCCGAGCGUCGCCGACAGCGCCGACGCGGCGCACACGGCGCAGACGCUCCUCUUCACCCACCUCUUCAGCAACCUGUCCAGCAGCGGCGACGGGCGCACCAUGCUGCGCAGCCGCACCUCCGUGCUGCCCGGCUACUUCCCGCCGGACCGGGACGCGCUCUCCGAGCCGAACGCCUCGGUAGCGACCGCGGCGCUCACCGUCCCGGCUCGUCCCCCGACCGCGCUCGCUGCCCCGGCCGGGCCGGACCCGGGGCUGCCGCCGGUCACCCCGACCGCUCCGGACGGGAACGGGGAGCUGGCCGGGGAGCUGGCGCGCCGGCAGGACGGCCGCAUCGGCGUGCUGCUCUCCUCCAAGGCGUUCGUGCAGCUGCUGGCCAACGGCGUGGUGGGCGCCGCCGUGGCCCGGGUCGGCUUUCGUCUGCCGCUGGUGUUCGGAGUGGCCGUGCUGGCGCUCUCGGCCUUCUUGUUCGCCGUGGCCUCGGGCGUUUCGGCCCUGUUUCUGGCGCGCGCUAUUCAGGGCGUGGGAUCCUCCUGCAUCGCCGUGUCAGCGCUCCACGACCGCCACUUUCAAAUUGUCCCGAACGACUGGCCGACACAAAUCAGAAUGAGCGAUCUGCCCUCCCCCCGGUCGCCGGCUCCCACCCCCACCCUGCCGAUAGGCCUCUCGGCCGUGGCCGACCUGUACCCGAACGAGCGCGAGCGGUCGCGGGUGAUGGGCCGCGUGCUGGGCGCCAUGGCUGUCGGCGUGCUCAUCGGCUACCCGUUCGGAGGGCUCAGCUACGACCUGAUGGGCAAGGCGCCGCCCUUCUGGCUCCUGACGCUCGUACUCAUCGGAUUGCUAGUGAUCCAGUACCGCCAGCUGCGCCCGCUGCCGGUCACCGAGCUGCCCGAGGAGGAGGAGGGCGAGCAGGAGGGCUCGUCGCCGGCCUGGUGGAGGCUGCUGCUGGACCGGCGCGUCUGCAUCGUCACCGCCGCCGUGGGCAUCUCCACCUCCGUGAUGGCCAUCCUGGAGCCCACGCUGCCGGCCUGGCUGAUGCGCACCAUACACCCGCAGAAGUGGCAGCUCGGCUCGGUGUUCAUCCCCGACAGCCUGGGCUACCUGAUCGGCACCCACGGCUUCGGCGUGAUCGCGCUGCGCCUGGGCCGCUGGCGGACGGCCGCCGCCGCCAUGAUGACGGUCGGCACCGCCGCCAUGCUGCUGCCGCAGUCGACCCGGAUGGUGCACCUGAUCCUGCCGCACUUCUGCAUCGGGCUCGGCAUCGGCAUCGUGGACGCGUCUCUGAUGCCGCUGCUGGCGCGGCUGGUGGAGCGGCACGGCCUGCUGGACGGCUACGGCGCCGUCUACGCCCUCUCCCAGACGGCCGUCUGCCUCGCCUACUCCGUGGGUCCGUUUGUCGGCGGCUACCUGGCCAGCAGCGUCGGGUUCGGCUGGCUGCUGGCGAUCCUGGGCCUGCUGAACCUGCUGUUCACACCGUGGCUGGUGCUGCUGCGCGAGCUGCCGGCGCCGCUCCACUCUGACCAGGAGCGGGACUGUGCGACUCGACCACUCACCGGCCGGGGGAGACGCGCACCGCACAUCGCUGACCUGGACGGACUCAGCUUCAGCUACACGCAGAUGUCGGAGGGUUGAACUUCAGCUUCAGCUACACUCAGAUGUCGGAGGGAUUGCUACACCCAGAUGUCAAAGAGAUGAGGCAGCAACGCUACAUCCGAAUUUCAGAGGGAUAAGCGCUGGUUACAACUAUGUACAUCAGAUCUCAGAGGGGUGAGAGACAGCACCGGGGCUAGUUUACCUAUGUCGAUCAAGUGAUUCAAACGAAGGCUUCUCAGUCAAGGAAGUAUAUCAAAGAUUCAAGUCAAUAGCAGAAAGAAGAAAAUAUGAAACGAGAGCAUAUAUGUGCACUGUGCAGUCCCUAAUUGUUAUUUGUUAUACCUACCAAAUCGCAUGUGAGCAUCGGAGCGGGUCGAACAGUGACCAAACUCCGAUGCAGGACCCAUGUGCGAGUAGGUGUUGUGUGUUUUUGUGCUUGGUUGCUGAAGUGUGUUUCAUAAUGAAACUCCUUUUGGAAUCUUUAUCUAUAUCAGCGCCUAGCAGUGCGUAAAAAUGGGCGGGUGCUAUUUAGCCAUGGGUGUGUGGAAUGGAUGUAUUGUUCUUGAAGUGACGAUUUUUCGACUUCGGUUAUGCUUAUGUUGAAUGAUGAAAGAAAGCGCGGUUUUAAGGCUCAUGAUUAUAUAUAUAAAUGCAAUGAAAACCCUAAGCCUCAUGCUAAUAAUUGUAUUGAAAAUAGGGCCAAGAAAAUGAGACAACUGUUUCGUGCA
Amphibalanus amphitrite is the source of this 2545-nucleotide messenger RNA. RefSeq names its product synaptic vesicular amine transporter-like. Gene Ontology annotation, biological process: aminergic neurotransmitter loading into synaptic vesicle; transmembrane transport. Gene Ontology annotation, molecular function: serotonin:sodium:chloride symporter activity. The record is from RefSeq and is a predicted model, not a curated record. The coding region runs from base 75 to 1856 and encodes 593 amino acids. Gene Ontology annotation, cellular component: synaptic vesicle membrane; terminal bouton. The transcript is spliced from 9 exons. Lineage: Eukaryota; Metazoa; Arthropoda; Thecostraca; Balanomorpha; Balanidae.